Octopus bimaculoides (California two-spot octopus) is the source of this 631-nucleotide messenger RNA. RefSeq lists its product as uncharacterized. The record is from RefSeq and is a predicted model, not a curated record. Lineage: Eukaryota; Metazoa; Mollusca; Cephalopoda; Octopoda; Octopodidae.
AGUCCGUCCACAUACACAUAUAAUCGCAUUUCAUAUCUUCCAUGUUUUCACUUUACUAAAAAGCUCCACUUCCUGUGUCAAUUACCUUCAACUUCUCAAGCUAUACUGUUUUUUUUCUCUCGUUCCAAAUUCUUGGUUUCUUUCCCGCCGUUUUGCAAAACCCACAGAAAUGGUUGGGACGAGAGCAUCAAAGCGUCGAUGUCCAUCAAAGAAUAACACAGAAGUCCAAAGCGAUCUUAAUGAGAAACUUCCAGAAUGUGUAGUACUGUCAGACUCGCAUUCUUCAGAUUCCAGUUGUGAUUCCAGCUCACCGAUUGUCAAGAGACAAAGGAAGACGAGGAGGAAAGUCUUGGAUCCUUCCCAAAUUGAGUCAUCGGAAAAUGCUCAGUUCUAUUCCUUAAUAGCAAAGAAAGCCUUUGAGAAAAUCCAUUCCGCCCAAUUCAAUCUCUCUGCAUUUUCUGUCGACACAAACGGUAAAAAGUAUUUGAAAUAUCGGCAUCGUCUGCAUCACCCUGUUCCUCUUCAUCUUUUCAUCAAUGACUUGUAGGGACACUGUAUUUUGUUAUGCAACCAUAAUAUUAAACGUUUUUUUUUUAUAAGUCAAUACCAUGUUCUACUGUGUUAACAGUGC